AUUAGUCUCCGGCCAUUUUGUCUCUCUCCCUCCCUCUGUUCUCUCUCCACUUCCGCCCGCGAUUCUGCUUCUCUCUUUGGCCUCCACAGACCGGCGAUUUCACCUCUCAUCCGAUGUACAAUAGCCGGAGACCUAGCUCUGUCGCCGGAUCUUCUCCUGCAACCGCCUCUUUCUACACCGACGUCAGCUCCUCCACCGCCGCCUCCUCCGACAAGUCCACCUCCUCCGUCGCCCGUCGUAUCGCCGGCCUUUUCAUCAACUGCUUCACUCCUCCUGAUCCCGUCGUAUCUAAAAGCUCCGACUCCUACUCCGAAUAUAGCAGCCGGCCGCGAAGGAGUUCGCAAGGAAGCAACCAGAGGCAUUAUGGCAAUUCAAAGGACGCAGAGAGACCGAGAUUCACUUUUGAAGAAAUCUGCGCGACGACCAAGAACUUCUCACCGACGUUCAAGAUCGGUCAGGGAGGUUUCGGGACUGUGUACAAAGGCAAGCUCAGAGAUGGCACCACCGUUGCAAUCAAACGCGCCAAGAAGAGUAUCCAUGACGACCGCGAAGGAGCAGAGUUUCUGAGUGAGAUACAGACGUUGGCUCGAAUACAACAUAUGAAUUUGGUUAAAUUCUACGGAUAUUUGGUUCACGAGGAUGAAAAGAUUCUGGUUGUCGAGUAUGUGGCCUAUGGAACUCUCCGAGAACACUUGGACGGCAAGCAUGGAAACAUUCUCGAUCUUGCUACCCGGCUAGAUAUUGCCAUCGAUGUUGCCCAUGCGAUAACCUAUCUUCACAUGUAUACAGAUCAUCCGAUCAUCCACAGAGACAUCAAGUCCUCCAACAUUCUCCUGACAGAGAACUUCCGGGCAAAAGUGGCUGACUUUGGAUUUGCCAGGCUGGCCGCUGACAGUGAAACCGGAGCCACCCAUGUUUCCACGCAAGUAAAAGGAACUGCAGGGUACUUGGAUCCCGAGUACUUAACGACCUAUCAGCUAACCGAGAAGAGCGACGUUUAUUCCUUUGGUGUGCUACUCAUCGAGCUUGUCACAGGCCGGCGUCCCAUCGAGGCUAACCGCGAACACAAAGAACGCAUAACCAUUAAAUGGGCGAUCAAGAAGUUCACGAAUGGAGAUGCAAUAACCAUCCUGGACCCGAAGCUGGAACGCAAUCCGGCGAACAACUUAGCAGUGGAGAAGGUUUUAGAGAUGGCGUUCCAGUGCGUAGCUCCCCACAGACGGUCUCGACCCAGCAUGAAGAGAUGCAAUGAGAUCCUGUGGGGAAUCCGCAAGGAUUACAGAGCAGAGUCCGCCAUGGACACCCGUUCCGUCUCUUGCCAUCCUCAGACAAGCAAUUCAGUCUCGGACUGAGUUCCCCAUGUAUGGUAAAUAGUGUUUAUUUUCUCAACAAUAUAGUUUCUUCCUUAACACGUUCUGUUUACUUGGUUCGAUGCUGUGUUACUGAUUUCAGACAAGGUGUUGCUCUCUUUCCGCAUGGUUUUUAUAUUCUUCACACUAUGCGGUGGAAUAAAAAAUUGACAAGGCAUAUUAUGUUUCAACGUCAAAUAUAUUUAUUUCGGAGAAAGGGUUGCGUAGCUUGCAACGAA
Molecule: messenger RNA, 1588 nt
Organism: Tarenaya hassleriana
Lineage: Eukaryota; Viridiplantae; Streptophyta; Magnoliopsida; Brassicales; Cleomaceae
Product: calmodulin-binding receptor-like cytoplasmic kinase 2
Exons: 6
Coding region: 114-1352 (412 amino acids)
Biological process (GO): protein phosphorylation
Molecular function (GO): ATP binding; protein kinase activity
Source: RefSeq, a predicted model, not a curated record